Messenger RNA from Colletotrichum truncatum, 6471 nucleotides. RefSeq names its product polyketide synthase. Gene Ontology annotation, biological process: secondary metabolite biosynthetic process; fatty acid biosynthetic process. The record is from RefSeq and is a predicted model, not a curated record. Lineage: Eukaryota; Fungi; Ascomycota; Sordariomycetes; Glomerellales; Glomerellaceae. Gene Ontology annotation, molecular function: phosphopantetheine binding; fatty acid synthase activity.
AUGACGGUGGUGACAACAACUCCGAAGGUCCUCCUCUUCGGGGGCUACACGGAGCCAUGGCUCGAAUCGAUAGACCACAUCCACGAGCAGGCCGGCUCAUGUGCCUGGCUGCGACUCUUCCUGGAUGAUGUCGCGUCGGUCGUACGGGAGGAGACGCGAUGUAUGCACCCCAAGAUCCGGAAUAGCCUGGGCCCAAGUGGCAUCUUCUCAAGUGUUCAAGAGGUUGCCGACCUGUACCGGGACCACGACGAUGAUGUCGGGUUCGUGCAAUUUGCUAAUCUGGAAGUUAGAUGGGUUCACGACUCGCCAGACGUCUUAAAAACCAGUCCCAGGCCCGAAGGACUAGGCAUCUCGGGAGGACUCAUCAACGCCGCCGUCUUGGCAAUUUCCAACGAUUUUGAGUCGCUCCGCCAGGCCAGCGUCGUAACCGCCGGGUUUGUAUGCCGGUUGUGCGAAGUUGCCGGGCAAGUCUCGCGGGCUGUGGAAGAUGGUGGCAGCAGUAGCAACAUCAACUCUUCAUGGGGGUGCGCCGUCGUGGGCGUCACCCCUGAGAAGCUGGAUGGCAUCUUGAACCAGAUCCAGGAGAGCAUGAAAGUUCCCAGCCUGAAGAGGGCGCGGGUGGGCAUCAGAGGUGAUCACUGGGGCACCGUCGUUGGGCCUCCCUCGGUGCUCGAUGCGUGCUUAGAACAUGCUGCCAUGGACGAGCUCUCUAAACAAAGACUUCCCAUUUACUCAAUGCAGCACAACUAUGAGCUUUCAAAGUCGCAUCGCGAGUACAUUGCCGGAUGUUCUGCCCUCCACUCAAGGUCUGUCUUCCCGGGAUUCCGACUCUGGGGGUUGCAGACCUAUCAAGACGAUGAUGCUCUUCCGAGCUAUGCCGACUGGGCCCAAUUGCUCUUGAGCGUGGUAGACUAUGCUUUCUCGAGACCGGUGGAUCUGGUUGACAUGAUUAAGAGGCUCAACACCCGCCUCGGCGCAGAUUCUUCUCAAGUUGUCGAACUCUCAGUCAUGGGUCCAACUUGGUUCGUUGGCUCGCUCACCAGCAAGCUCAAAGCUACAGGGAGAAGGGUUUCAGUCGUCCAACACACCGUACUUGGGAACGAUACCCAUAAGCCUCAAACAGCCGAAGCUGUAGACAACUACGAGGGGCGUAUCGCCGUGGUGGGCAUGGCUGGACGGGCCCCCGAAUGCGAUGACCUGGAGCAAUACUGGAACAUCAUAGAAACAGGCCGCGAUGUUGCUCGUGAAAUCCCUCCGGGUCGAUUUGACGCCGACGACCUGUUCCAAUCCAAGCAGAGUUCCGAAUGCGUAUCUACAUGCAAGCUCGGCUGCUUCCUCGAGAACCCGGGCCACUACGACGCGCGCUUCUUCCGCGUCUCGCCGCGCGAAGCCCUAAUCAUGGACCCAGGCAGCCGGCUGUUUCAGAUGGCGUGCCAUGAGGCGCUUGAAUCGGCUGGCUACUCAUGUGGCAUGACCCGCGCCGUAGAUCCAGCCCGCAUCGCCGUCCUCUUCGGUCAGAGCAAUGUGGACGGAUAUGAGACGGCUCACCAUGAGAAAGGCUGCGAUGCCUACACACUGCAGGCCCUCGCGCGACCCUUUGCUGGCGGCCGCGUGGCCUUCCACUACGGCUGGGAGGGGGCAACCUACUCCGUCGACCAAGCCUGCUCGACCUCGCUGUCGCUCAUCCAUCUGGCAUGCAGGGGCCUGUUGACGGGCGACCAUGACAUGGUGGUCGCCGGUGCUGCCAACGUACUGGCUUCACCACAUGGUUGGUGCCUCUUGAGCAAGGCUGGCGUGUUGUCAGACACAGGCAAUUGUCGAACCUUUCGUGAUGACGCAGAAGGGUACUGCCGCGGCGAGUUCGUCGGCGUAGUUGUGCUGAAGCGCCUCGCCGAUGCCGUCGCCCACAACGACCGCAUCUUGGCCGUCAUCCCCGGGUCGGCGCGCAACCAAGCCGGCAACUCAAAUUUCCUCACCCAAUCUGAUUCCGGUGCUGAGGAGCGCGUACUCCGCCAGGCGCUACGGCAGUCCCGACUUGGCCCGCGGGACAUUGCGUACGCCGAGAUGCACGGCACCGCGACGCCCAUAGGCGACCCCUGCGAGAUGACGGCCGUCGCCAACGUGCUAGGCCGCAGGUCACAGGCCGGUGGCAAGGGCGGAGACGAUGAGCCCUUGACAGUUGGGUCUGUAAAGGCAAACAUUGGACACAGUGGAGCAUCGUCUGGUGUAGCGUCCGUCAUCAAGUCCAUCCUCAUGUUCCAGAAACAGAUGCUGCCACCUCAGGUCGGCAUGCCACACGCCCUCAAUAAGCAGUUCCCGCCUCUGGAUGACAAUAAGAUACGGAUCUUGAGCAAGACUGCCCCCUUUAAUUCUGUAAACGGGAAGCCAAGGCGUGUUCUGAUCAACAACUUUGACGCUGCGGGAGGGAACACGGCCUUGGUGAUGGAAGACUUCCAGAUGAAGAACAACAAGUCUGCAGGUCCUGAUGCUGAUCCGCGAGCAGCACACGUUGUCGUGCUAUCAGCCCACACAGCCGCAUCGCAUCAGACAAAUAAGUCCAGGCUGGCCAAAUGGCUCGCCGCGAACCCUGACACUCGUCUUGAGGAUGUCGCAUAUACAACCACGGCACGCAGGGUACAUCAGUCCUCGUUCCGGUUCGCCUGCGCCGCCUCCUCGACCAACGAACUCAUUCGGGCGCUCGAGUCCGAUUCAAAGCCCACGACAACCAAGAAAUCUCCCAUCAUAUUCGUCUUCACCGGCCAGGGCUCGCACUACGCCGGCAUGGGCGCCGAGCUGUACCGCACCAACCCCGUCUUCCGGGACGCUGUGGACUUGUGCCAGCAGAUCUGCCACGGGUUCGGGUUCCCCCCAUUUUUGGACAUCAUCAACGGGUCCGGGGCCGGAAGUGGGCCAUGGAACACGGCGCAGACGCAACUCGCCGUGCUGGCGCUGGAGAUCGGCCUCGCCACAUUCUGGCAGCGGCUGGGCGUAAAGCCGGAUCUCGUGAUGGGUCACUCACUAGGUGAAUACGCGGCCUUGCAUGUAGCCGGCGUGCUUUCUCUGGCCGACGCCCUCUAUCUUGUCGGCUCACGCGCCGCGCUGGCUAUGCAAAAGUGUAACAAGGCCCCCGGAGGCCCUUGCGCCAUGCUCGCCGUAGCGGCGCCCGUGGCCGCUGUCCGCGAUCUGUUGAGCAAGCUGGGCCUGGAUGGCGGAAAGUGUUCGGUAGCGUGUAUAAACAGCCCCGGAGCAUCGGUCGUGAGCGGGACUGUCACCGCCGUGGCCCGGCUGCAGACGGAGCUUAUCAAACAGAAGACGCGCUCCAAGAUCCUCCCUCUGCCUUUUGGCUUCCAUUCUUUCCAGGUCGACACCAUCUUGGACGACUUUGUGGCUCUCGCGUCCGGCCCAGGCAUCACUUACUCCUGGCCGCCUAGAGUUCCCGUAGCCUCGACACUGCUGGCCUCCAUUGUCGAUGCCAAUACGGUUCCGGAAGUGGGCUUCAUGUUUGGUGCAGAGUAUCUUGCCAAGCAGGCUCGAAACCCCGUCGACUUUGUCGGCGCGCUUCAUGCCGUUCGAGCCAAGUUCAAGGAUAACAACCCAGUCUGGCUCGAGAUCGGCCCGAGCCAGGUAUGCGGUGCUUUUGUGCAGGAGACGCUCUCACCACCGGCCGGCCACGUUGUGUCAACGCUGGCGGGUGCCAACACGAAUUCGUGGGUGGGCAUCUCAGAGUGUCUGGCCAGCCUGUACGUCCACGGCUGCGACCCGGACUGGAUGCUUCUACACGCACCAUUUGAAAAGAAUCUACAGCUUCUCACGUUGCCCUCGUAUGCAUGGGAUACGAAAGACUUCUGGAUUGCCUAUCGUGAGAGAAAGCUACCAGCCAGCGACAAUGUUGUUGGUAAGAGCACUCAGGGGCAGCAACCCAUCAUAUCCACGUGCGCGCAGUACAUCGUAGAUAAGACCAGGGAAAAAGACGGUAAGACCCGUGUCACUGUCGGCGCUUCCAUCGCAUUGCCGGGACUCCUUGCCAUGAUCGAAGGUCACCGGAUGCAGGGUGUCGGUCUCUGCCCCGGUUCGGUCUUUUGCGAGGCCGCACUCGUUGCAGCCAAGUGCGCACUUGAGCACAGCGGUCGGAAGAUGGAUGACCACUUCAAGAUAACGGAACACUUCAGUCUUCAGAAGGCUCAGUUGCGACGUCCGCUCACGGCCAAUCUCGCCGGUCCGGAGGGCGAGCUUCACACCACUGCCGUCGUCGAGUCGGAAGGUGUCAUUCAAGUCUCGUUCAAGGCACUGUCUCGAUCGUCGUCUGCGGCAGCCCGCUCAUUGGACCUGGGCCGCUGUGCCAUCGUGGCCCAUAAUACUACAGACUCGGACUCUGAGUCGUUCUACAUCAAGGCGAGGAUGCUCGAGGUGCGGCGAUCCUGCAGUAGUAGACUACCGGCGAGCAUCUUCUACGCCUUGUUCUCGCGCGCGGUCCAGUACACGUCCGACAACUACCGGUGCAUCCGCGAGGUGUUUAUCUCGGACGACUUUGCCGAGGCGGUCGCCGAGGUGGUGCCGGUCCGCGACCCCGCCGAUGUACGGUCCGUAGCGGGCUCCCCUUAUUGUGGUGAGGCAUUGGCGCAUCUCGCUGGCUUCCUGGUCAAUUGCCAUCCAAGCCGUUUCUCGUCCGAAUCCGCGCCGGCGAGCACGAGCUACAUCAUGGACAGCCUGGAGAAGCUCGAGCAGAUGGCAGACAUUGAGCCGGGGCGAUCGUACUUUACGUACGCGCGCGUUGCUGAGAGGAAGGUCGACUCUGCAGUCUGUGAGGUUGUCGUCUUUGACGAUGCCAACAGGCUGGUCAUGCGGACCUGGCAGAUGAGGUUCCAUGAGGUGCCGAAUGCCGUUCUGCAGAACUUACUUCCUGGAGGUGACAGACAGGAGUCAGUGAGCAGUGGAGGCAACUUGAAGGUGCAGUCUCCUAUGGCAGAGGUCUCGAACAUGACGGUGCUUUUGACGAACAAAGAGGCGAGAGCCAAACAGUCCCCAGUGUCACUAGAAGAAAAGCACGACCUCGAGGAUGAUGGCCACCAACAGCCCCCUAGCCAGGCCAAGCCCGGUUUGCUUCCGGUCAUCCUCGAGUGCAUUGCCGAAGAGACAGGCUUGGACACGACAGAGCUGACGGACGAUGCCGCGCUGGCGGACCUGGGGGUUGACUCCAUCAUGGCUGUGGAGAUUUGUACUCGCGUCAAGGACAAAUCCGGGUAUCCUCUGUCUCCAUUGUUCAUGGUAGAGUAUCCAACCAUAGGUGACCUUGUCCGCUCUUUUGGUGCACCCCAGCAAGACAAAAAGAAACUGGAAGAAGAGCAAGUUCAGGAGCAAGCUGAAUGUCACAAGCAAGAGAAAGAACACGAGCAAGAGCAACAGCAGGAAAACACGACAUCCACGUCCUCUGUUGAACCUGGAAGCACACCACUGGCCGAGCUAACGCCAGACUCGUCUUCGUCAUCGUCAGUAGCCGAUGACACGGCCCCCAGCAAUGAACCUCCUCCAAAAGCCCGAAUCACGCUCCUCCAAGGCCGUCCAAAGGCCGGCAAGGGGCGCUUGUACAUGGUCUGCGAUGGCUGUGGUACAAUAUCCACCUAUAUUCACCUCCUCCGGCGCCAAUUCCCUCUGCCCGUUUACGGAAUCGAAUCUCCCUUCCUACACUGCCCAUCUCGGCUGACGACGCAGGUCGGCAUUCCCGGCGUGGCCAAGAUCAUGGUGGAGGCUCUCGUAGAGGCCCAGCCCAACGCCGGCCUGUCCGAGGCCGACGAGGACUCCAUCGUCAUCAGCGGCUACUCCGGCGGCGCUCUGUUCUGCUAUGAAAUGUGCCGCCAGCUGUGCGCUCAAGGACGGCGCGUGGCCGGCCUCGUCGUGUUAGACAUGCGCUCUCCUCUCCCUCUGCCAGCAUCAGCAACAGCAGCAUCGUCGGAGGAGGAAACUUGGCCCAUCUUCCUCACCACCUCGGAAGACCACGUGUUCGGCAAGAAUCAAGAAUCCAACACGAUGAAGCAUCUACGCAUCAUGUUCAAGUGCGUCAUCGACUACCACCCGCCGCGCCUGACGGAGGCCGGCCCCGCUCUCCGCAUUCCCACUGCUGUCGUCUGGUGCUCCCGGGGAAUGGUGGGCCGGCUGCGGCAGCGACGGCCCGAUCUCGUCGCCAAGCUUGUUGAGAUGGGAUACCCUGCCGAGCCGUACCCUGGUUACAUGGAGAAUCCCAAACUGGGCGCCAUGGCCUGGAGCCUGCCCGACAAAAAGACAGAAACGGACCUGGGCCCCGGCGGCUGGGAGAAGUAUGCGGGUGCUGGAGAAGCUAACGAGGCGGGCAAGAAUCUAGUGUGCUUGGCUGUCGAUGCAGAUCACCAUGACGCUCUCAAACCCGGGGUGGCAUCUCGUCUUGCAGAGUGUCUUGACCAGGGUGUGAAGUUUGUGCUUGGAAAGAAGAGUUCUUGA